This is a messenger RNA of Penicillium cataractarum, 465 nucleotides long. RefSeq lists its product as uncharacterized. The transcript has 2 exons. The coding region runs from base 1 to 465 and encodes 154 amino acids. The record is from RefSeq and is a predicted model, not a curated record. NCBI's taxonomy places the organism in Eukaryota, Fungi, Ascomycota, Eurotiomycetes, Eurotiales, Aspergillaceae.
AUGCAGUCGACGACACGGCCUAAGCCAGGCGACAUAACAACCCUGAGUCUCAUCAGGGAGGAUUGCCACUCGCGACUGGAGACGGGAGAGGGAUGUGAAGAGCCGCCCCAUCGUGCAGCGCAGGACAAGCAGCAGAACAGGGCGAUGAAUAGAAGGGGCAACACACGCCUUGUUCAAUGCAACGGACUGCGCCAGUACGGAUUCGUGGGUCUCGUGAUGAUCGCCAACACUUUUAAGAAGCUUCACGACUUGAAGCGUGACGAGAUGUCGGAAGCGACCGCGGAAAGUCGACCGAAGAGAAACGCGCCGCUGCACAGUCUGGACUGGGGGGCGAAUGCGCGCGAGCAGGGGGGCGGCGAAAGAGUUCCCGCAACGAUCGGGAAGCGCGAGAGGCAGAUGGAAAUCCUCGAGGCCUGGUGGGCGUGGCCGUUUUUUUUUGGUGGAGGUAUACGAAGGAUCGAUUGA